UUGAGGCUAUGUACAUCCAAGUUGGGUAAAUGGUGUAGUAAUUACAGCAAUUAUGUGGUCCCCCCUCCCCUUUUUAAGGGACCAAAAGUAAUUGGACAAACUAACAUAAUCAUAAUUUAUAUUGUCAUUUUUAUUACAAAUCAAUGACUGCCUGAAGUCUAGAACCCACAGACAUCACCAGAUGCUGGAUUUCUUCCCUGGUGAUGCUCUGCCAAGUCUUUACUUCAGCUGUCUUCAGUUCCUGCUUGUUAUUGGGGUGUUUUGCCUUCAGCAAGUGAAAUGCUGCUCAAUUGGAUUCAGGUCAGGUGAUUGACUUGGCCAUUGCAGAACAUUCCACCUUUUUGCCUUCAAAAAGUCUUAGGGUGAAGUAUGGUUUGGCUCAGUGUCCAUCUGCAGUGUGAAGUCCUGUUCAGUGGGUUUUGACACAAUUGUCUGAAUAUAAGCAGACAGUCCUAUACACUUCAGAAUUCAACCUGCUGCCUUUGUCAGCCGUCAUAUCAUUAAUAAAUGCAACAAAACCAAUUCCACUGGCAGCCAUACAUGCCUAUACCAUAAGAUGAGGUAGUAUGCUUUUGAUCAUGAGCGUUUCAUUCCUUUCAUCAUAUUUUCUCUUCCUAUCAUUCUAGUACAAGUUGAUCUUUGUCUCCUCUGUCUCUGAUGGGUUUGAUUUGAUUUUUCAGCCUAAUGAUGGCUUACUUCACUGGCAGUGACAGCUCUUUGGACUUUAUUUUAAGAGUUAACAGCAACAGAUUCUAAAUGGAAAUGCUACACAUGAAAUUAACUCCUAGACCUUUUAUCUGCUUAGUCGUAAGUGAAAUAAUGAGGGAAUAUAACACACCUGGUCAUGGAACAGCUGAGCAGUCAAUUACUUUUAGUCCCUUAAAAAAAGGGGAGACUACAUAUUAAAAGUGCUGUAAUUCCUACGCUGUUCAUCCUAUUUGGAUGUAAAUAACCUCAAAUUAAAGCUAAAAGUCUGCCCUCAUAUUCACUGUUUAAUUUCAACUGCAAUAUAGUGUGGUAGACAACUAAAUUAACAAUAACUUCAACAAAUAUUUAUGGACCUGACUAUACACACCAGUUCUUUGUGUAGAUCAGGAUUUUUUUGUAUAUAGCAUUUUUUGCAGUAGAUGUGUGAGUUGAGUGGUUUGAAUACAGGUGUCAGUUCUCCACCUUUGAGCAGUGUCAAGAGUGGCUAAAGAGGCUUUCCUUAGUGACACGGCCACCCUCUCAGCUGGAGGAGCUUUUCUCUUUUGCUUUUCACGCCUGGUGCAUGGACUCCUACAGCAGUGAGAAGGAGCAGCACAAUGAGCUCUGCAGGCCGGGAGAUCAUGUUAUCUCGCGGUUUCACGGUGAGGUGGAACGAAUGGGCUUUGACACUCAGAAUGCGUGGAGGAUAUCAGGGAUCAAUGAUAAAUACAAGACACAGAACCCAUUGUUGUAUUUACGUUUGGAUGAAGCAUUGUACUUCAGGGCAGGCUAUGCUUAGUUACCCGCAGCUACUUGUUGUGCCAGCCUGGAUCACUGAUAAGGAGCUGGAGAACGUGGCAGCCUUCCGCUCCUGGAAAAGGUUUCCAGCUGUGGUCUACAGGCACCAGAACACGGGCGCAGUGAUAGCGCGCUGCAGCCAGCCAGAGGUGAGCUGGUGGGGCUGGAGGAAUGCAGAUGACGAGCACCUGGUGCAAUCUAUUGCCAGAGCAUGUACCGUGGACAGCAGCUCACCCAAAACAUUCAUAAAUCGCUCACUCUCCCGUGACUACCAAAAUGGGCCCGAUCUCUCAAAUGUUGACUUUGACUCCUCCAUGACAAACAGUUCGGAGGUGGAAUCCUUGGCCAUUCAACCUCAUAAGCUCCUGAUUUUGGAUGCUAGGUCUUACGCUGCUGCAGUGGCCAACAGAGCCAAAGGAGGAGGCUGUGAGUGUCCAGAAUACUACCCUAACUGUGAAGUGCUCUUCAUGGGCAUGGCUAACAUCCAUUCCAUUCGCAAGAGUUUCCAGUCUCUGCGAUUCCUCUGUGCUCAGAUGCCUGACCCUGCCAAUUCUAUAAUUCUGUUCUUCACACACACAUCCACAGACACAGGAAAUGAAGUGCUGAACAGGCUUGAAAUGGUAGAGUACACCAAAGUACACCUUUACUGGUUGUCUGCUCUGGAGAGCACUAAGUGGCUGCAACACUUGUCUCUCCUGCUGAAAGCUGCUUUAUUAGUGGUGAACGCUGUGGAUCGUGACCACAGGCCUGUGCUAGUGCAUUGCUCAGAUGGAUGGGAUCGCACACCACAGAUAGUGGCACUGUCCAAACUCUUGUUGGACCCUUAUUAUCGCACAAUAGAGGGUUUUCAAGUCCUGGUAGAGAUAGAAUGGCUGGACUUUGGUCAUAAGUUUGCUGACCGCUGCGGACAUGGAGAGAAUGCAGAGGACCUGAAUGAGCGAUGUCCAGUGUUCCUGCAGUGGCUGGACUGUGUGCACCAGCUCCAGCGACAGUUCCCCUGCUCAUUUGAGUUCAAUGAGGCCUUUUUGGUGAAGCUGGUACAGCACACAUACUCGUGUUUGUUUGGCACAUUCUUAUGUAACAGUGGGAAGGAAAGAGAAGACCAACACAUCCAGGAGAGGACCUGCUCUGUGUGGUCUCUGCUGCGCCCAGCUAACCGCUCCUUCAGCAACAUGCUCUACUCAGCACACUCAGAGACUGUUUUACACCCUGUGUGCCAUGUGCGUAACUUGAUGCUGUGGACUGCAGUGUACCUGCCCAGCUCAUGUCCCACAACACCCUAUGAUGAAUCCUGUGUCUCCUACUCUCUGUCUGGUGCCAACCCUGAACACCAGCCUUUGGUCAGGAACAGGCGUCCCAAAACCCGAUCUUUUGAUAACUUGCCCAGUGCAUGUGAAGUUGGAAAUUCCCUGCCCUCUAACAGACGUUCCAGUGACCCCAGCCUGAAUGAGAAGUGGCAAGAGCAUCGCAGAUCACUGGGACUCAACAUAGUGGCAGGACCUGAUGGCACCUUGUUACAGGACACAGAGGGGUGGCCAAAUGGCCAGUUGGUGUCUGGACUUAACAUAGCUACAGUGGAUAGGGAGACAGAGGACUGGGAGUGUUCUCAAGAUAUCAGCUGUGUAAGGUUGCCAUUGGGUGAGGGAGUGGAGGCUGAGCUUUCAGUGAACCUGGCAAUGGGACAGAUAGAGAAUAUUUUGCAAGAGGCUGCUGCAGACAGCCUCAGAGAUGCUAAAGCAGAGCAUGCUAACAAUCCUGUUAUUUCCAGUGGUGCUGAGAAUCAAAACAGCACUGAUGCUGAUUUGACUGUGGUUGAGAAAAAUGGUGUUGCCAAUGGCUUUGAGGUGCCUCAAGAUGUUUAUCCUCAAAGUCACAAUGUUGAAAGUCCAAAUGAGACAAAACUCAAUAAUGUUCAAUAUCAAAGUUCAGUGGUGAAUGAGAAAUCAUGUGAUUCAAUGAUUCAUUUACUUCAUGCCCCAGAUGAAGUGAAAGCCACUGAGAACCAGGAAUCAGUCCAGAUUGUGGAAGACGUUUUGGACAAAUGCACAACAGAGGAGGCCCGAAAUUUUCACAGCAGUUUUAAUCCUACUUACUCUCCCUCUACUGCCAUCAGGAUUUUCAGUAAUGGCUAUGGGGAAGAGGUCAACAAGGAGCACAAAGUUCUCUGUCCAGUUCCAGAAAUUACCAGGCCUGUUACAGAGGUGGCUAAGAAGCAUCUUUCUGUCCUGGAAAGCUCCACAGAAACCCUCACUGAAGAAUUGGGCAUCGGAUCAGAGACUCUUGUACCCAUGGCCAUUUCUGCACAGCCCAAAACCGAUCCCACAUGCCUCAAGCUUAGCCCUGAGUCAGAUCCUGUGCCCCAAAGUGCUCCCAGAAUGCUAAAUGGCACCUGCAAGCAACCAUCCCUCAGUGGCUUCCCUCUCUCUUUUGCUUCUGCUAAACCACUCCACUCUGUGUGUAAUAGUGACUCCUCCGACCCUGAUCCUUCCACCCCUCAACGGGCUCUUCUGAGUCGCCAGCUCUCUCUGCCCAGCUGUAGCUGCUCUGUUCAACGCUGCACGCAUUCUGGCCGCAGCCACCUUGAUGACGAUGGCCUCACACUGCACACAGAUGUUGUGCAGCAGCGCCUGCGCCAAAUCGAGGCUGGCCACCAGCUUGAGGUUGAGGCACUCAAGAGGCAGGUGCAAGAGCUGUGGAGCCGGCUGCAGAGCCAACAUGCCACCACAACACAGCACUGCCUCAACGGAGACCUGGGAGAUGAAAUGACCUCAAUUACAGACUCAGACUUUAACAUGGACCCAAACUGCCUGUCACGCUGCAGCACAGAGCUCUUCUCAGAGACCAGCUGGGAGCAAGUUGACAGACAGGACACUGAGGUGACCCGGUGGUAUCCUGAUCAUCUGGCUGCACAGUGUUAUGGCUGUGCGAGAGGAUUUUGGCUGGUCACUAGGAAGCAUCAUUGCAGAAGCAAGGAGUGUGUGGAGGAGGCCUGGAACUGUGGUAAUGUGUUUUGCACCAGCUGCUGUGAUCAGAAAAUUCCUGUGCCAAGUCAGCAGCUGUUUGAGCCAAGCCGUGUGUGUAAGGCAUGUUACAACAGCCUGCAGUCCUCUGCUCCUCCUCUGGAGCUGGAGUUUGACAAAUCCAUCACGGCCAGCUCCAACUAACCACUUCCCAACACGUUGCCUCAACAUGUACAGCAGCUGAGGGUAGAAGCUUCUGGACACUUGGGCGUAGCAGUAAGAAACUGCAAAUUUUCCCCCCCUUUUUUGCAUCUUCCGCAUCUGAUUGGGAAAUAUGGCUGUAUAUGGAGUGGAAUGUGCCUGGAGGCAAGGUAUCUGAGGAUAUUUCCGGGAAUAUUUUAAGCACUUUUGGUGGCACAUUCAUGUGACUGACUGCUGGUUUGGAUAGCUGAGACACGCACAGAUGUUUAGUGAACUGCUGGACAUAUUUCUGACGUCAGGGAUUCCCUUGGAUUCUGCUGAAAAGUUGAUUUAUUUUUGCCUUCCCUUGCCCUUGGUAUAGAAAGUAAAUCCUGCCUAGUUUCAGAGAGGGCUGUCUUGGGGUGGCCAGUUCAAUUGGAAUCAAAUUGAAGGAGUUUUAUUUGUGUUAUCAUCUCACAAAGACAUUAUUUUCACUGCUGAGAGUCUAUGGUGCUUUUUGAGUGAGACAAGUUUUGGUUCUAUUCCUAGCUUUGCUCUACCUGUUCAUUUAUUGCUGCUCUUUAUACAUGAAAUGUUUUCAACUACCAGAGACUCAGUGGUGCCUCUAUAGAUUCUUUUUGGUGAGGUCUUGACCAAAUAUUUUAGCAUACCUGGUGUUUAUUUGCAGUUCUGUUUUUUGCCCUUUUUCUUAAUUUGAUCGUUAAGAUUUUUGAGGUUACACAACAAUCCCUCCCUUGUUUAAAAGACAUUUGUCAUCAUGCAGACUGGAAAACUCAACCUAAACUGACCCUCUGUUUCAGGGCAGCUGCUCUUUUCCAACAGUUACUCUUUUUCUGCCAAGUAAUACCAGCUGAAGAGACGUGUAAAGGGCAUGUGCAUCUAUUAUGGACAUCUCUCUACCUUUGGCUACUUGUGAUGAAUUGGUGAUGCUGUUUUCCCCAGAUUGCUGAUAUUGUCAUAGCCUCAGUGAUAAGUGAAAACAGAUGCUUAAUUCUUACAGCAUACCCUCUUGUGCUUAUUUGCCACUUACCAUGUUCACUAAUAGUUUUUUGUAACAUAAUGCAAAACAAAAUAAUAUAUAAGAAUGAAAUAUAUAGCAUUUAAGGAAAAAUACAUUGUAUAGAAUUCUUGAAUAAUAGCUCACAGACUUAGUCACCAGAAAUGAUAAUUGUGUUUUUGUGGGUUCUGGCUAUUUUUGCUCCCCCCCCCACUAAGUCAACAAAAUACAAACCAGGAGGAAAAAAAGAGAAUCAUACAGGGGAAUUUUAAUUUAAAAUGCUGUCCUUCCCUGAAAAACCUGGCUGGUUUUUAACAAAUAUUCAUUAGUGACAUUUUUUUGGUUGACUUUUAUGUCAAUUUUGACAAUUCACUUGCCACAUGAAUUAUCAGUAUUUGUGAGAAGAGGUAAGUGGUGAUGCUAUAUGACCUGCCUGUGCACUGAGUGACUCCCCCAACAUACACACCCAAUAUAAUUUACACAUUUUCACAUGGCAACAUUUACACCUCUUCUUUGGUCAUUCACACAAUUAGGAUGUGAUUAUUGUGUUUUCUUCAUUAUGCAUAAUGUUUUUUCUUCAGUUUUCCAAGGUAAAUGAAGCUUAAAAUAAAUCAGCUAGUCAAACCAGUUCAGAACAAAUAAACUUUGUUCCGAGUAGCUGGGGUCAUUUGACAUGUGAAUGACUUAAUAUUAACAUCAAUCCAUGAAUGUGAAAUUUGUUUUUCAAAAAGAGAAAGUUCCUAGGUUUAUUUUCUUGCACAAUGAUAACUUUGAAAUAGACUCUCAAAGUUACAUGACAAUAAAUUUAAACAUAAAACACCAGCCCUUAUUUUCAGCUUUUUUAUUUCAGCAGUUUAUUGAUUGUUGUAUGACAAUCUUUGUAAUGUUUAAUGUCAUUCAUGUUUAAAAAAAAAAAAAUAAAAA
Molecule: messenger RNA, 6567 nt
Organism: Pangasianodon hypophthalmus (striped catfish)
Lineage: Eukaryota; Metazoa; Chordata; Actinopteri; Siluriformes; Pangasiidae
Gene: mtmr3
Product: myotubularin related protein 3
Exons: 17
Coding region: 1305-4649 (1114 amino acids)
Biological process (GO): dephosphorylation; regulation of autophagy
Molecular function (GO): metal ion binding; phosphatidylinositol-3,5-bisphosphate 3-phosphatase activity; protein phosphatase binding
Source: RefSeq, a predicted model, not a curated record